CUGCUGCUCCGGCGCCACUUCGCCGACCGCGCUGUCUUGCCGGCGGAAAUGCCCAAGGUCGGAAGCAUCCCGCGCUCCGCCACGGUGGCGUGGUCGUCCUCCAACGAGCACUCUGGCUUGCUGGCGGCGGGCACCGUCGCGGGCGCCAUAUCGGACACGUUUGACUCCACUUCGCACCUCGAUGUCUUCUCGCUCGACCUGCAGGGCGGCGCCGAGCUGCCGCUGGUCGGCUCGCUCGCGUGCAACGACCGCUUCAGCCGGCUGACGUGGGGCACCAAGGGCGUGGCGGACGGCUCGCUGCCGUACGGGCUGCUGGCGGCCGGCACGGCCAACGGCAGCGUGCAGAUCGUCGACCCCGGCCGGCUCAUCAGCCGCCACGACGCCCCCGUGGUUGCGACGAUCGACUCCCACUCGGGGCCCGUGCGCGGGCUCGAGUUCAACCCGGCCGUGCCGGAGCUGCUCGCCUCGGGCGCGGCCGAGUCGGAGGUCUUCAUCACCGACCUGACGAAUCCGUCGACGCCGCGCGUCGUCUCGCCGGGCGCAAAGUCGCCCGGCCCCGGCGCCGACAUCUCUUGCGUCGCGUGGAACCGCAGGGUGACGCACAUCCUCGCGUCGACGUCGCACAACGGCCUCUCCGUCGUGUGGGACCUCAAGCUCAAGAAGCCGGUCAUCAACUUCACCAACUCGGCGAACCGCGGGCAGCGCAACUCAGUCAUCGCAUGGAACCCCGAGGUGGCGACGCAGAUCAUCGUCGCCUCCGAGGACGACGCCUUUCCGAGCAUGCAGAUCUGGGACUUGCGCAACGCGUUUGCGCCCGUCAAGGAGCUCACCGGCCACUCCAAGGGCAUCCUCACCGCGUCGUGGUGCCCGCAGGACGAGAACUUGCUCAUCUCGUCGGGCAAAGACAACCGCACGCUCUGCUGGGACCCGGCGACGGGCGAGGUGCUCUGCGAGCUGCCUCCCUCGGCCAAUUGGACGUUUGACGUGCAGUGGUCGCCUUGCCUGCCGGCCCUCCUCUCGUCCGCCUCAUUCUCGGGCGAGGUGGCGGUGCACUCGCUGGCGGACGCUUCCGCCACGGCCGGCGCCGAGGAGACGGGCGCCGACGGCUUCUCCGUGCAGGAGCCCCACGCGGGCAAGCCCAUGAUUCGCGCGCCAAAGUGGCUGCGCCGGCCGUGCGGCGCGUCCUUUGGCUUUGGCGGCAAGCUGGUGCGCUUCAGUCACAAGUCGAGCGAGGUGACGAUCGAGGACGUGCCCAGCGACACCGGCGUGGUUGCGCGGGCCGAGCAGCUGCGCGCCGCGCUCGAGGCCGGCGAUUUGGCCGGCUUCUGCGCCCACAAGGCCGAGGCGGCGCCGAGCGAGCGCGACGCGGACGACUGGAAGCUGAUGGAGGUGCUCUGCUCACACGACCAGCGGACGCUCGUGCUCGGCUUCCUCGGGCUCGUCGACCCGAACGCGCCGCCGCCGGCCGAGCCGCAGGCCGAGGCGGCCUACGAGCCCCAGUACGAGCCGCAGUACGAGGCGCAGCCCGAGCCGGACGUCAACCCCGAGGAGCUCUUCUCGCAGAUGGCAAUCGCGACGGAGCGGCAGAUGUCGCAGGCGUCGGAGCUGGACGCCAUGGGGGCGGCCGCGACCCCCCCCGCGCCCGACGACGGCGCGUCGCCCAUGCCGCCCGAGCCUGCCGCCGAGCCGCCCGCGCGGGCCGGGCCGCUCGAGACUGCGCCCGCGCCCGACGACCCGGACGUGUCGCUCGCGAUGCUGAACGGCAACUUUGCCACGGCGGUCGAGGUGUGCCUCGCGCAGGGCCGCGUCGCCGACGCGCUCAUCCUGGCCGCGUCCGGUGGUGAGGAGCUCUGGGCGGCGACGCGCGACCAGUACCUCGCCUCGAACAAGUCGGCGUUCAUGAGCCGGCUGUCGGCCGUCGUGCACCAAGACUUUGACCGGUACGUCGCUGAGUCGUCGCUGCCCGCGUGGAAGGAGACGCUCGCGCUCAUCCACACCUACGCCUCGGCCGAGGCGCUGCAGGGCCUGUGCAACUUGCUCGGCGAGCGGCUCGAGGCUGAGGCAGGCGACGCGUCGGCGGCGGUGCUCUGCUACAUGUGCGCCGCAAACACGGUCAAGGCGGUCGAGCUGUGGCACGCGCGCUACAGCGAGCAGAGCGCGGGGGCGGCGGGCGGCGGCGGGGGCGGCGGGGCGGAGGCGGGCUCGCUGCUCGAGCUGCUCGAGAAGGCGGUCGUGCUGCAGGAGGCGACGCAGAUCAAGGACGGCUACCCGCUCAUCGCCGAGCAGCUGACGGCGUUUGCAGGCUCCCGAGACGCUCCCGAGACGCCUCCGAGACGCCUCCGAGACGCCUCCGAGACGCCUCCGAGACACUCCGAGGCGCUACUGAGACAUCACUGCACGCCCACACCCGCCGCGCGCGGGUGCCUACAUGAGGCGAUGGGCUACUUGGUGCAGCUGCCGCCGGCGGAGACCGUCGACGACCCGGCCGCACUGCUCAUGCACCGCAUCCACGGCGCCAACCCAAACCUGCUCAUGGCGCCGCCGCCGGUGCCGUACGACGUGGUGCACGUGCCGGAGAGCUCGGCUGCGCAGGCGGGCUACCAGCCGCAGGCGGGCUACCAGCCGCAGGCGGGCUACACGCAGGGCUACGAGCAGACGCAGGGCUACGAGCAGACGCAGGGCUACGAGCAGACGCAGGGCUACGAGCAGACGCCGGGCUACGACGCCUACGCGCAGCAGCAGCCCUACGAGGCGGCGAACGGCAACGGCUACCACAACGGCGGCGGCUACAGCACCGACCCCUACGAGCACGUGCAGCAGCAGCAGCAGGCUUACGGCAGCUACCCCGCCGGCGGCCAAUAUGGCGCAUAUGACCAGGGCGCGGCGCCAAACAACGGCUACAGCAGCCGCGCCGCGCCCAUGUCCACCUACGAGCCCGCGCCCGCCGCGCCGCCCGCCGCGCCCUACGCGUAUCAGGCGCCUCCGGCGCCCGCAGCGCCGGCCCCGGCGCCCGCUGCGCCGCCCGCGGCCGGCUACUCGACGGGCUACUCGAGCUCCGCGCCGCCGCCGCCGCAGCCGCCGCCCGCCGCGUAUCAGUACCAGGCGCCGGCGCAGCCGUCGUACGAAGUGCCGCCGCAAGCCAGCUAUGCGCAGCCGGAGCCGCCGCCGCCCGCGGCCGCGCCGCCGCCCGCGCCGCCGCCCGCGCCGCCGCCGCCGACGUACGACCCGUCGGGGGUGAUUGGCACCAUCCAGGGCCUCAUGGCGCAGUGCGGCGCCUACCAGCUGCAGCCGGUGGACAAGCGGCGGCUGGAGGACACCGAGAAGCGCUCCGGGGCGCUCUUCACCAAGCUGCAGGCCGGAGGCGUGUCGCAGCCUGUGUUUGACAAGCUCGAGCAGCUGUGCGGCGCGCUGGCGGCGGGCGACGCGCGCACCGCGCUCGAGGUGCACGUCCACCUGACGACGACUGAUUGGGCCGACAACGGCCACUGGCUCAUGGGGCUCAAGCGGCUCAUCGAGCUCGUCGGCAAGCUGGGCGUCGCCCUGCAGUAGCCACGCGCGGGCGUGUGUGGGACGGUUUCGCGGCGGGAGGCCGGUGUGAUGACGACCAGACGAGCUCGGGGAGGAUUGCGCGACUCAGAUUUUUCGGUCUCGCCUGUCGGUUGGGAGGUGCGUGCGCGCGCGCCGCGCGGCUGUGCACGUGCGCAGGGGGGAUGCUGCGCGCGCGGCUGUCGUAGGAUGAGAUCCCCGCGCUUGUGUAGAGCUAUACUCUCGCUU
Emiliania huxleyi CCMP1516 is the source of this 3774-nucleotide messenger RNA. It is a transcript of the gene SEC31, whose product is annotated as secretory protein 31. The transcript has 7 exons. Gene Ontology annotation, cellular component: endoplasmic reticulum exit site; COPII vesicle coat. The coding region runs from base 49 to 3549 and encodes 1166 amino acids. Lineage: Eukaryota; Haptophyta; Isochrysidales; Noelaerhabdaceae. Gene Ontology annotation, biological process: endoplasmic reticulum to Golgi vesicle-mediated transport; endoplasmic reticulum organization; COPII-coated vesicle cargo loading. Gene Ontology annotation, molecular function: structural molecule activity; protein binding. The record is from RefSeq and is a predicted model, not a curated record.